Messenger RNA from Aureobasidium vineae, 789 nucleotides. The record is from the annotation of a GenBank genome assembly. Lineage: Eukaryota; Fungi; Ascomycota; Dothideomycetes; Dothideales; Saccotheciaceae.
AUGGCCGACCAGCCCACCGACGCCCGCGAGCGUCUCCGCCAAAACUUCCUCGACCAUGAUCCUAAGCAUCACCCCAACCGCUGGGAGCAUCUCUGGCAACAACAUGAUCUACCAUGGGAUAAGGGUUUUGCUUCGCCUGCCCUAGCAGAUGUUCUCGCUGACAGGAAGGACCUGCUUCCUACUGCACCCUCUGGCCGCCGACCCCGCGCUUUGGUGCCCGGUUGCGGUAAAGGAUAUGAUGUGCUCUUGCUUGCCAGCUGGGGAUUUGAUGCUGUUGGUGUCGAGGCUGCUGCAACUGCAGUCAAGGCUGCCAAUGCUGAGUCCAAAGGUUGGGAGGAGAAGCCUGAGUAUGCCGUCAAGGACGAGUCGAAGGGCCGCGGGACCGCCAAGUUCGUCUUUGGUGACUUCUUUGAGAAGGAUUGGGAGAAGAAUGCAAUUGGCGAGGAUGGCUUAAAGGACGGCCAGUGGGAUCUUAUCUAUGAUUAUACAUGGGCAGCUCGUCAGUCGUCGCUGCUGUCCCCAACUGGUCGUCUGAUCUGUCUCGAGUUCCCAACUUACAAGCCUCCCUCGACUGGUGGACCUCCAUGGGCUCUCCGACCUGAAACCUAUCUUGCUCAUCUGAGCCAGCCAGGCAAGGAAGUUGAGUAUGACAAGGAAGGCUUUGCUGUCUGGAAGGAAGGCGAGACUCCUGGAAAUGGUGCUCUGGAGAGGAUCGCGCACUGGAAGCCGGAAAGGACUCACAAGAUUGGCGAAGGUACUGACAAUGUCAGCGUCUGGAAGAGAAGAUGA